GAAGGGCCAAAAUGAAAAUGAAAAAACCUUUCCAAUGGAUGAUUUUUGCACUAUGCGUUUUGCCAGUUCGUCUCUCCACUCCGACGAGGUGGCAUCUACAUAAAUAAAGAACUAUUCUUUUGUUGAGGCCCAAUCCAGUUCCAUCUGGGUGACCUUGUAGCGUGUGUAGUGACAGGCAGUUGAACUAGUCUCCUUUGCCACUUUGCAUACCACCCAUUUGCCCAGGCGGGUGACGAUCUAAGCUGCCAUAACUCUUCUUGGGCUACUUUCCUAAAGGAGUUUUCGUCCUUGAUCCUCGUCGCAAGCCGAUGCUUGACGUCACUACCGUUUAAGCUUUUCCUCAUUUACCUUGUCUCCUCAUACGAAUUUUUUUAAUUCAUCAUCCAAUAUUGUAUCCCAUGCCCCUCUCACCCGCACGCCCAACCAUGCCUCAUUCCGACGGCGGUCAACCCAUCGACCAUGGAUCAUCAGAGCUUUCCGAUCGUGCCGCGGGCGUUUUAAACGACUCCCAGUCGACCCCCCUGGACAGACCCAAUUCCUUGUCUGCAGUACCAGAUCUGGCUGUCCCACAUACAGACAGUGCGCUAAUGGCAGCAGAAAUGUCAGCAGAACAUUCCGGUAAUACCCAUAUUGAUGAGCGAGAUCAGAUCCAUGCAAACAUCCCAAUGGUGCCGGUUACCUCCAGUAUGACAUCUGCUCAGGAAGUAACCAUUACAGUGGAUCCUGUAGCGGUCACCGGCGACAUCCAGGAGCAGAUUGCUGCUCAACAAUCACGCCUAAAACGUACCGAGUCAACCGAACAGAAAAACCCAAAUCCUUCGCCAUCGAAAAAGCGCUUUCGGUUUAAUUUUGAUUACUUUCGACUCUUCCGAUACUCCACUCCUUUCGAUACCUUCCUCAUCACUGCGGGCAUCUUUUGCGCCAUGGGCGCUGGUGUCCCUCUCCCACUGAUUGGUAUCUUGUUUGGUGACUUGAUCAACGACUUUUCGCAAAAACUUGGAUCCCCCGAAACUCUGUCACCAAGCGAACUUGACGACUUUAAGGAAUCUGUUAAUACAAAAGUCAUGUAUCUCGUUUUUGUUGCCAUUGGAUAUUUUGUCCUGACAUACGCCUAUUGCGUGUGUUGGAGUUUGAUCGGAGAGCGCGUCGCUAGGAGACUGAGGGAAGAAUAUGUAGGCGCUACUUUGAGAAUGGAGGUUGGCUGGUUUUCAGAUGUUGGCGCCGGGGAGAUAUCCAAUCGGAUCACCAGUGACAUCCAAACUAUACAUUUGGGCACUUCAGAAAAGGUCGGCCUCUGUAUCCAAUCUUUGUCCUACUUUGUAGUUGCCCUAUGUGUCUCCUUCUCUAAGAAUGCCACCCUCGCUGGAAUCAUGCUCUGCAUUGUACCUGCAUUCGUCAUCGUCAUUAUGGGGGGCUCCAAGAUAACCGCAAAGUAUACGACAAGAGUGAGCGAUGCAUAUUCCAAAGCAUCUAUGCUGGCCGAUGAAGCUUUCGGAAAUGUUCGUGUCGUGCAGGCAUUCAAUAGUCAGGAACGCUUAGCGAAAGUAUACGAGUCGUGGUUGACACUUGCGGAGAAAGAGGGAGUGCGGAAAAGCGUGUCGGGAGCUUUAAUGAUGGGCGCAAUUUUCUUCUUGGCCUACUCGUCCAACGCCCUUGCCUAUUGGAAAGGUUCUCGGCUUCUUGUUGACAAUUCCAUGAGUGGCGCUGGUGACAUCUUUACAGUCAUUUUUAUGAUGCUCGACAGCUCCUUCAUCAUUGGCCACUUUUCACCCUUCCUCCAGACGUUCUCGUUUGCUGCGGGCUCGGGCCGCAAGUUAUUAGACACAAUCGAUCGAACCUCUCCUAUUGACCCCACCUCUGACGCAGGUUUUCAGCCUGAAAAAUGCGAAGGACAUCUCGAGUUGCGCGGUGUCCGGUUUGCGUAUCCAACAAGACCCGAAGUUCAAGUUUUGAAAGGAGUGGAUAUUGUUCUAGAAAAAGGGAAGACCACAGCAAUUGUUGGAUUAUCUGGCAGUGGUAAAUCCACGAUUGUGGGACUCCUAGAGCGCUUUUACGAUCCAACGUCCGGUCAAAUUCUUCUUGACAAUGUCCCCAUCAGCUCCCUCAACGUGCGCUGGUUGCGGCGCCAAAUGGCUCUUGUUAUGCAAGAACCAGUCCUAUUCAAUGGAACAAUUAUGGACAACAUUGCCCUUGGAGCUGCCAACUGUACAGCAGCAUUAAGCGCUCGCGAAAAAGAAGAUAUCUGCAUUGAUGCAGCGCGCAAAGCUAAUGCCCAUGGGUUUAUCAGCAAGCUACCUAAAGGAUAUUUCACUCCAGUCGGCGAGCAUGGUGUGGGGCUAAGUGGAGGACAGAAACAGCGUAUUGCUAUUGCAAGGGCUAUCGUAUCAGAUCCAAAGAUUCUGAUACUGGAUGAGGCCACAUCUGCCCUAGAUGUUCAAAGCGAGCGCCUUGUGCAGGCUGCGUUAGAGCGUGCCAGUAAAGAUCGGACAACUGUUGUCAUAGCCCAUCGGUUGAGUACCAUUAGGAAUGCGCACAAGAUUGUAGUAAUGUCACAAGGCAAGGUGAUUGAACAAGGUACGCACGAGGAGCUCCUCGCCCGCAAGUCGGCCUACUACCGCGCCGUGAAUAUGCAAAAUGUGCCAUCGACUGUGGAGACAGUUUCUUCCACUGAUACCGCCCAUCCUGCGAGAGAUAUGAUGAUCCGCCAAAAGUCAUCUCUAUCUAUCAGAACAGCACACUCCAACCUGGAACGCCAGUCAUCGAGUAUUCAUCUGGAUUCUACCAGAACGGCUGCGCCCAGUCUCAGCCGCAGAAUCUCCCAUUGGUCUCUGGAUAGCGGCAGAUUUAGCGUCUAUCUUGAUCAAGUCGCACAGGACAGUGCUAACGCAGACAAUGUGGACGUGGAAGCAAUGGAAAAGGCACAAGCAGAGCGUAAUUCCGAGGAGACAGCAAAAUCUCAGAUAAAUAUUACCACAUGGGAGCUCCUAAAGCGGAUUUCAGGCAUGAUGGGAGGAAGGGAAUGGUUUUGUGUCGUUGUUGGAUUGGCGACAUCCGCAAUGAUCGGUUCGGCCUACUCUAUCGAAGCAGUUUUGUUUGCAAAUCUAGUUACGACCCUCUCUCCCAACGACCCAAGUCAAACACAGCAGAUCUUGGAUACUGCAAACCGUUUUUGUUUAUACUUUCUAUGUGUUGCGUUUGCUCUAUGUUUCGCUUAUUCUACGAACGGGACAGUUUUCGGAUGGGUUUCAGGGCGGUUACUAUGGCGUGUAAGAAGCUUGUCCUUCAGGUCCGUAAUAAACCAGGACAUAUCAUAUUUUGACAAACCAGACCAUACAACUGCUUCCCUAGUAUCAACGCUAAACGUGGACGCAAACCACCUGAGCGGAUUAACGGGCGUCGUCAUCGGCACAGUGUUCUCCAUUAUGGUCAACCUUGUGGCAGCUAUCACACUGGCUCAUAUCACGGCUUGGAAGAUUGCGAUUGUGGUUGUUACAGCGGUACCCAUCAUGCUUGUUGCUGGCUUUUUGAGAGUUAGGAUCAUUGCACGAUUUCAGAAACGCCAUGAAACGGCUUACAUAGCUUCCGCAGCGCUUGCAACCGAAGCAGUGGGCAACAUUAGAACGGUCGCGGCACUUUCGUGCGAACAGAAUGUCAAAGAUCGCUAUCACGAAAGCCUGGAGGCUCCAUACCAGGAUAGCAUUCGUUCCAUUUCAACAGGGAAUCUGUGGCUAGCGCUCGCGUACAGUAUUACGUACCUUCUGUACGCCUUGGCUUACUGGUGGGGCUCCCAACUUCUCAGUAAAGGCGACUACACAGUCAAUGAAUUCUUUAUCGUCCUCCCUGCGCUUCUCUUCUCUGCCCAGGCGGCCGGCCAAAUGUUCUCUCUAGCGCCAGAUGUUACCAAGGCAAGACUGGCAGCUGGGAAUAUAUUUCGAGUUAUUGAUGAACGAGGAGCUAUUGGACACGGCGGAGAGAGUGAGACGAUGGAAACGAAACGGGGCGUUGGAAUCGAGUUUCGGGACGUUGUGUUUCGGUAUCCGUCCAGACCUGAAGUACCCGUUUUGAAUGGGUUGAACCUCAAGAUCGAACCCGGUCAAUUCACUGCCCUCGUCGGUCCCAGUGGAUGUGGAAAGUCUACCACAAUUGCUCUACUUGAGCGAUUCUAUGACCCCCUCUCAGGACAAGUCCUUGUCAACUCCACUGCCCUCUGUAACCUCCACCUUCCUACCCACCGCUCUCGUAUGGCCCUAGUUAGCCAAGAACCUACCCUCUACGAAGGCACAAUCAGAUUCAACAUUCUCAUAGGUGCCCAAGAUCCAGAUGCAGUUGAGGAAAAAACAUUUUUGAACGUUUGCGAAAUGGCCAAUGUGCACGAAUUUGUAAAGGUGUUACCGGAGGGGUAUGAAACGGUUGUGGGCAAGACUGGGCUGAGUGGGGGGCAAAAGCAGAGGAUUGCAAUUGCCAGGGCUUUGAUUCGAGAUCCAGAGAUUCUUCUUCUCGAUGAAGCAACCUCAGCACUAGAUUCUGAAAGCGAAGAACUAGUCCAAAGCGCUCUCAACAAGGCAUCCAUAAAUCGGACCACCAUAUCGAUAUCGCAUCGCUUAUCAACCAUCCGGCAUGCACAUAAAAUCGUGGUCAUCGAUCAAGGUAUCGUUGCGGAGGAAGGUACACAUGAGGAAUUGAUGGCGCUACGGGGAAGGUAUUUUGAGAUGGUGCGGGUUCAACGGCUGGAUGGUGAAGUAGGCGAUCUAGGAGUGAGCGGAGGGGAUUGUCUGAUAUAAUUUAACCUUCAUUGUAUUUUCAAGUUUUGAGACUUCUUCAUAUGAUUGAUUUUCAUAGAUAUACAGCUUCUACAUACAUAUACAUUGAAUUAACACUACCAGAAUACCAAGA
Messenger RNA from Spizellomyces punctatus DAOM BR117, 4893 nucleotides. RefSeq lists its product as uncharacterized. The record is from RefSeq and is a predicted model, not a curated record. Gene Ontology annotation, cellular component: membrane. Gene Ontology annotation, biological process: transmembrane transport. The transcript is spliced from 13 exons. The coding region runs from base 399 to 4781 and encodes 1460 amino acids. Lineage: Eukaryota; Fungi; Chytridiomycota; Chytridiomycetes; Spizellomycetales; Spizellomycetaceae. Gene Ontology annotation, molecular function: ATP binding; ATP hydrolysis activity; ABC-type transporter activity.